AAUCAAACAGUGAAGGCUUUCGUCUUGAACACCGUCUCGUCUCAGUCACAUUUUCGUCUUGCAAACAAACGGAGGGGAGACAUGUCUCAAUUGUGAUGUCUCACACUAUACUUUCUUUUUUCCACCUACAACACGAACAUUAUUUGAAAAAUGAUAUAGGCAAACAAUAGCCUACAUUACAUGUUAAUAGUGGUUGGGGAGGGUGUUCCAGAGCGAGGGUGUAGCGACUUAGAAGGUCCCCCCAUCCGGAGCUUGGUCCCGGUGGCUUUAAGUGCGGAUGCGUCCUGUGGACAAAUACAAAGCGCGCAGUCGCAGUGUGCGGAAGUUAAAAAUGCUUUCACAUUUUUGCUUGCUAGGUAGCUCGGUAGCUUUCUAGCCUAUACAUACUUUUCAUCUAAUUGUGUGGAUUUCUGAAGAGUUUGUCGACUAUGGAUGAACAUCACUGACUGUUAUCUGGACAACUUGGCUAGAUGGAUAGCUAACUAGGCUAGUAGUAGCAAUGUCAACGUAGUGCUUAGCAGGCUAGUUUUUCGUGGCACCCGACCUGUCAACUUGGACUGUAGCACCGAGCUAGCCACGUAGAAAGGUUAGAAUGAGAAAAUAAGUAAAUCUAACGGCAGCUGGUACCUACCUAGGUCUUUAAGGUCCUAUUAGUUUCCAUACAUUAACCAGCAGCACAUAAUGUAUAGUGGGUACGUGGAGUCUGCUGGCAGAGCAGUGCUGGAGAUGAUGCAGAGAGAGUGGGAACCUCUAUCCCAAGGUGAACUUGAACAGAGCUUGGACCAAGCAGUUGAGAAAAUACUGGAAACAGAACUUUUAUCCAAAGUUCGGGUCCAACCUGCCCCUGUGUGCCUACAGCGGGUAGAACCUCAAGUGCAUGCCGAAACGGUCCUAUCAACAGAUUUGAGUACAUUUCCCCCUGAACAACAGGAGGGGUCUGAGACUCAACAGUCGAGUGACUCUGUGGACAAUAUUGCAGUGAAGUUUAUUACAGACCUCCUGCAGAAUUCCAAUUCACGUUACAGCAGGAGCCGUUUGUCAGGGCGGGCUCGUCUCUCCUUAUCCCACACUGUUGUCCUGUCCCUCACUCUUUUGUCUAAGCGCAUAAGCUAUCGCUCUGUAUCUAGCAGUUUCCGUCUAGAGAAAGGAAACAUCCACAGGAUCUUCUUCUCUUUCUGUGAGCGUGUCAACAUGCUAGAAGACCAACUCAUCAAAUGGCCUGUUGGCUCUACUGAGAGAGGAAGUCUCCUGCCACUGUCCAGUCUGCUGGGGAAAGCCGUUCGACCGGAGGAGCAGGAUAUCCCCACGGUCCUGGGAGUCCUGGGCAACACCCGCAUCCCUAUCCGCCUACCCAUUGGGAAACAAGAUUUUGACAGUGUGGUGCCAGAGGUUAAAAAGAUGAAAAAAGAAGUCCAUCCUGACUCCUGGCUCAACUUGGAGCUGGUGUGUGACUUCAGAGGCAGAUUCAUACACUGCAGGAUCAGAAAGGGGUCAGACACGACCAGAGGCAGCUCUCUUAAAGACAAACUCAAACAGCACUCUGAAAUGAUGCCUCCUGGAUCUUGCCUCGUUGCUCGAGUAGGAUAUCCUGUCUGUACACAGAUUUUGACCCCGUUCACGAUCACUCAUGGUCCUAGAGAGAAUCUCUACAACAGGACGUUGGGGGUUCAUUUUUGUGCCUUCGACCAGGCCAUAGCUGACCUGAAAACGAGGUUUCAAAGGCUCCGGUAUCUGGACAUGGGUAACUUUGAGAGGGCCAAAGCAGUUGUCCUGACUGCCUGCAUACUGCACAAUGUUUUCCUUGACAUGGGGCAAGAGGUCAGAGGGGAGAUUGAGGAGGAAGUGAGUGUGCAGGAGGCAGAGGGAGAAACUGAUAUUGAAGGUAUGGAGAGAAGAACAGCUGUUGCAGAUUUACUCUAUCAAGCUUUGGAUUUCAGCAAUGUGUGAUGUUGUAAAUUUUUUAUGACCCAUCUCUUCUGUUAUAGUUUUCUUUUAUUAAAAACAAUUUACAAUA
Hypomesus transpacificus is the source of this 2014-nucleotide messenger RNA. RefSeq lists its product as uncharacterized. NCBI's taxonomy places the organism in Eukaryota, Metazoa, Chordata, Actinopteri, Osmeriformes, Osmeridae. The record is from RefSeq and is a predicted model, not a curated record. Bases 682 to 1947 code for a protein of 421 amino acids. The transcript is spliced from 4 exons.